AUGGCUGGCAAAAAAACAUUUCAUCUCAACAUUUCUGCCAAAAAGCAAGAGGACAAAAGGACCUACUGUAACGUAGACGCAGGGAGUCAGGAAGCAGGUGCAGUUAGUGUGUUUAAUAAUAACGAACAUGGAACGAAACAAAUUAAGAGAAGCGUCUGACAUGGAAACACAAACAAUACUACCUGAUGACUGACAAAACAGAGUGCUAUAUAAAGGGUAAGUAUUCAAGGGAGUAAUGAAGUCCAGGUGUGACUGAUUAUAGGGCGCAGGUGUGCGUAAUGAUGGUUGCCAGGUGUGCAUAAAGGUGGGUUGCCAGGACCGGUGGUUAGUAGACCAGUGACGUCGAGCGCCGGAGCAGGAGAGUGUGAGUAGACGUAACAGUACGCCCCCGACUCGCAGCUCCAGCCGCAGGACGACACCUGCUAGGGGGAAGGCCCAGAGGGCGAGGACCGGGCUGGUCCGGACGAUGAAGGUGGAAUUAUCGGAUUAUGUUGGGAUCUAGGAUGUCAUCCACCGGAACUCAACACCGCUCCUCUGGACCGUACCCCUCCCAGUCCACCAGGUACUGGAGCCGACCCCCACGACGUUGGGAGUCCAGGUGUGAUCUGACGGCAUAGGCGGGGCUCCCCUCGAUGUCCAAGGGAGGCAGAGGGGUGUCGUGGGGGACGGCAUCAGCCAGAGGACCAGGAACCACCGGCCUGAGGAGGGAAACAUGAAAAGAUGGUGAGAUCCGGUAGUUAGUGGGGAGUUGUAAUCUGUAAAUUACCUUGUUGACGCUCUGGAAGACCUAUUCAGCCCAAGGAAGGAAUCAAACCCACUCCCCCUGCCGGUCCUGGUUCAUCCUUUCCACCUGCCCAUUAGACUGAGGUCGGUACCAGGAAGUGAGGCUGACCGUAACCCCCAGCUUCUCCAUGAAGGCCUUCCAUACACGUGAUGUGAAUUGGGGGCCACGAUCGGAGAUUAUAUCCUCCGGAAGGCCAUAGUGCCGGAAAACCAGCUGGAACAGUGCCUCAGUGACCUGGAUAGCGGUAGGGAGACCAAAGAGAGGGAUGAAACGGCAUGAUUUAGAGAAUCUGUCCACUAUCACAAAAAUAGUAAUAAAACUAUCAGAAGAGGGGAGAUCAGUGACAAAAUCAAUGGACAGAUGAGACCAGGGACGCUGAGGCACGGGAAGGGGAAGGAGUUUCCCUGCGGGAGCAUUCCGUGGGGAUUUGGAUUAGGCACAUACGGAAUAGGAGUUGACAUAACGAGUGAUGUCCUGCGCAAAGGUGGGCCACCAGUACUUUCCAGAGAUGGACUGAACGGUGCGGGGGAUACCUGGAUGUCCAGUAACGACAGUUGUGUGCGCCCAGGUCAACAGCCGAUCCCUUAUCCCCGUGGGAACGUAGGUGCGCUCAGGAUGAUAGGUAGCAGGUGUGGGUUCCCUCUCCAGGGCCUGGCGAAUGUCCACAUCUCCGUCCCAGAGCACAGGGGCUACCUCUCGCGAGGGAGGAAUUAUGGGUGCACUCAAGACAGGAACCUCUCCCGAAUCGUAGAGACGGGACAGGGCAUCGGCUUUGAUGUUUUUUAACCUGGGCUAUAUGUCAGCGUGAAAUUGAAUCUGGUGAAGAAAAGGGCCCACCUGGCUUGGCGCAACCAAUGGUUGGUGAGGAUGAGAAAUGGGUCCUGGGUGCCCUCUAGCCAGUGUCUCCACUCCUCUAAUGCCAACUUCAACGCCAGGAGCUCCCGAUCGCCAGCAUCAUAGUUCCUCUCUGAAGGAGAUAGUUUUUAGAGUAAUAUGCACAUGGAAACAAUUUAUGUGGAUUACCUUGAUGUUGGAACAGGACAGACACCACACCUACUUCUGAAGCGUCCAUCUCCACCACGAAGGGCAGCAAAGGAUCUGGAUGUUUGAGCAAUGGAGCGGAGGUGAAACGUCCCUUCAGUAGGCAGAAGGCUUCGUCAGCUGCAGGAUUCCACCCCAACUUCCGGGGACCACCCUUGAGGAGAAAAGUGAGAGGAGAGGCGAUCAAGCUACAUUUCUUAAUGAAUCAGCGGUAGAAGUUGGCAAAUCCCAAAAGCCAUUGUAACCCCUUUAUGGUGGUUGGGACUGGCCAUGACCUGACAGUAUCCAUCUUCUUCUCAUCCAUCAUGACUCCUUGCGGACCGAUCUGGUAACCCAAAGGGGAGACAUCCUCCUGAUGGAAUUGGCACUUCUUCGCCUUGGCGUACAGGUGGUUGGCCAAAAGGCAUUCCAGGACUACUCGGACGUGAGCGAUGUGAUUCUCCAAGGUAGCCUAGUAGACCAGGGUGUCAUCGAUAUACACGACCACCUGUCGUCCAAGCAUUCGUUGACGAAUGCCUGGAACACAGACGGAGCAUUGGCCAAUCCAAAAGGCAUCACCAAGUACUCGUAGUGACCAGACAUCGUGUUCAUCCUCCUGGAGGCGGAUGAAAUUGUAGGCAUUCCACAGGUCCAACUUGGUAAAAAUCCAGGCCCCGCUGAGUUGUUUGAUCACGGCCACCACCAACGGGAAAGGGUAGCGGUACUUCGUGGUGAUGGAAUUCAGAUUUCUGUAAUCGAUGCACGGGUGCAACCCUCCAUCUUUCUUGGUCACAAAGAAGGAGCCUGCCGACACAGUGGAGGUGGACGUGUGAAUGAAACCCUGCUAGAGAGCCUCCUGGAUGUCCUCCUCCAUAGCCUUGGUUUCAGCCAUCGACAGAGGGUAGAUGUGGCCACGCGCGGCGUAGAGCCUGCAAGCAGGUUGAUGGCACAGUCCCAGGGGUGAUGAGGAGGGAGAUUAAUUAUUAGCCAUUCUCAAAUAAGCCAGCUGGUCGUGGUGUUGACGAAGUAUGUGUCCCUGUUCGCAGACCAUCUGGGAGAAGUCUUGAUUAACUGCUGCUUCCAUUUGUUGAUGUAGUAUUUUGCCUUUUCUGUCGCACUGAAAACUUAAGUAGAAAAGAAGACAUACACGGUAGUAUGCCUUUUAAUUACUAAACAAGAAGAGGUUUCAAGUGUUUUACAUGUUUUGUCAUUUUUCUUUUAGCGAGGACCCCUUCUCAGCAAAGCCAGUAUGGGAAUCCUCAUGCCAACACAUCAGAUCAACCGGUUAGCAGAAUUGCUGUAUCAAGAGUGAGACUGGAUAACAGUAUUAAAGCUAAAUAUUACAGCAUUAGAUUUGACCCAGAGUCUGAUUUGAGUGAGUCUGUGUUUCAUCCCCAUACUGUAGCUCCACGGUGAUGAUGCUGCCCUAAACUACACUACCCUGAAGUUCACUGACAAGAAGAGUAUGAAGCCCAGGAGACAGAGGAGAGAACAGAGAGAACAGAGAGAGGAAGAAACCAUCUACUCUGGAGUGAGUCAUCAAGACAGAAUUUAACAUGUGAGGGUCAUCCAAUUAGCAUCAUUCUAAGUUAGGACCCACUCCUCCUCUGAACUCCACUUUGAUCUUGACUGUGUCCUUGUCAACUGGCUAUUAUAUACAUUUCUCAUUUGCUGUAGGAUGCCAUUGCAGGGGCCUAGCUUCGCUUAAUAUAAAUGUAAAAACACUCAGGUGCAGAGCAUAAUUGUCCAGCAAGUGUGAAAGCUGAUACUAGAAUGGUUUCAGAAAUCUCAAAUCCUCAGCAAUAGUGGCUUAGGUUGACUGACUGGAUACAUUUGUUUUUCUAGAAGUGUACAACAAAGUGUAUAUAAUGAUUUUGCAAAUGUCUCAACUCUUACUUUUGAUGAUAAAAGUUGUAACAUUGAACUCUGUAACCUGUCCUUAUGCUUGUGUGAUAUUUCAUUAAAUGUUUUUCAUGUUUUUAUUUUAAAGUUUAAUGACUUGCCCAAUUCUUACCACUUAUUUGCAUCAGGUAUCAACGGAUCAUAUCUAUAUAUUGUCAAAAAAGUGCCAACCUCACCAGAGUUCAAUUCUUCCUGAAAGGUUGAACUGCUUCUACAGACAUGAAGUGAGAAAUACAAUGUAAAGCCCCUGUGUAUGUCAAAGAGGACAUAUGUACCACUAGUCUCAGCCACCGACCCAAAUGAUGAAAAAAUACAAACCAGUAACUCUGACUUUACAUCAUUGAAGGGCUGCUCUAACUAUGGUAUGCCACAGGACACAUGUUAGAUUGUAGUUUUUAUCACAUGUUUUAUGGUUGUUCAGACAGCCAAUAAUAUCACUCAGUUCAGAGUUUCCACCUACUUCAUAAUGAUUACACGAUGAGUGUCAUCAUAUAAAAGGUGCCCCGUUGUCAGACCCACCACUAUGCAGUGCAGAAAGGACAUUAAAAUUAUGAUUAUAUAUUGGACAAUCUUUUUGUUUUACGCCAAUUUGGGUAAGUAAGAAAUAUUAAUGUGGAUCCUUUUACUUAUUUAUGUCAGUCUUUUUGAAUCCAAUUGAAUGACCAUGUAGUCUGAAUAAUGAUAAUAAUGUAUCAUUCUGUACUAUACCUUUGUCUUUGAUUUAUUUAGUUUGUUUGCUUCCCAGGUUGUGCACUUAACAACGAUGUAAUCCAACCAGACCCUGUGAUGGUUACACACCUGGGACAAAGUGUAUCUCUUACUUGCUUUUGUCGAUCUAAUUUGAUCAGUGUCUCUUGGUUCAAGCAAAUUGUUGGACAGAAGCCUCUUCUCAUGGCAUCAUCAUAUUACCGCAUUCAAAAGGCUUUUUAUUACGACAAUUUUAUCAAGGACUUUAAUGAGACUAAACGUUUGAGUGUGAAGAGAGGAGUUGACAGUUGUAACCUGACCAUCUCCAAGACAGAGUCAGGGGACACAGCUACAUACUACUGUGGUGCUAUGGAAGUGGGCGAAGUCAAAUUUGGAGAAGGAACUUUUUUAAUUGUCAAAGGUAUCUUAAGUCGGUACCUAAGUGUGUUCAUAUAAUGCUAAACUAAUGAAUCUAUUAGGAAAAUUGAAUGUACACACCUUGAUCUUACUCACUCUUUUCAGAUUCAGGGUCCAACAGCAUGUCUGUGAUCCAGCAGCCUGUGUCUGAGUCAGUCCAGCCAGGAGACUCUGUGACACUGAACUGUACAAUACACACUGAGACCUGUGCAGGAGAACACAGUGUCUAUUGGUUCAGACAUGGCUCAGGAGAAUCCCAUCCAGGAAUAAUUUACACCCAAGGAGACAGGAGUGAUCCGUGUGAGAACAGCCCUGAGGCUGGGUCUCCUACACAGAGAUGUGUCUACAACCUCCCCAAGAGGAACCUCAGCCUCUCCGAUGCUGGGACUUACUACUGUGCUGUGGCCUCAUGUGGGGCGAUACGGUUUGGGAACGGGACCAAACUGGACAUUGACUGUUAGUGAUAUUUCUGACAUUUCUAAAAUGUUCUAAUAUUUUAUGCCUGGUUGAACAAAAUGUCCUGAAUUUCCUCUAUCACUAUCUGUAUUUCCACAGAUGGUUGUAAGGAGGACCAUGUUCUCUUGGUGUACUGUCUGGGUGUAGUGUUGGCUCUUUGUGUCAUCCUCAUCAUUGUCCUUGGUUGUGUUUUGUAUAAGAUGACCAAGAAAACCUCUCUGCUGUGUAGAGGUAAGUGUUAUCAUUGCGCACAAUAUAUGCUUAAAUUGUUGGUGCAGUAUACAUUACGUUUUAGUCAUGAAACUGGGUUAAUUAAUUGUAUGUGUUUGUCUAAAAGGAACGCAUCCUCAGCCAAAUGGUCCGGUAGUCACCAGUUAUCCUAGCCAGGUAUGCAGACCUUAUAGUGAACUAUUCUGAGUAUGACUUUGAUUAACUGUAAACAAAUCCUUCUAUCAAAUGACCAGGUAUUUUCUUUGGAAGUCUUUGGAAUUUGUUUUGCUAUUCCUCUUAGGAUCAAGAAGAUGAUGACACACUCACGUCGGUCCAUUACGCUGCUCUGAAUGUCAUCCACAAGAAGCCAAAGACCCAGAGACAGAGGAGUGCCAAAACAUGGACUGAAACAUAGAUUUACCUCCUUUAAGACUUGCAUUGCUUUUUCUGUUACACACUGUGUUUUUAUCAUUAGAAUUGUGUUACAAUUGCUUGUAUUCUGUCAAACUACUUUUUACAUUACUGUUUCGAUACUGUUGUGCAUUUCAUAUAAAAUACAACAUUAAUUCACUUUUAUUUAAAUGUAUGUUUGAUUUUCUCUCAUAUUCUUCAAGCUAAACUGGUAAAUUUGCAGGGACAUUGCAUCCAGAUUACAUGAGGAGGAUAAUAGCAUGCAUAGAGGACAUUCUAUUGACUAACACUUUCAGUUGUCUCAAACUCUCUUUUUUAAGCUGUAUCCUGCAUUACAUCUCUGUGGUGUUCUGAAGGCCCUAAAUAUAUUUUUCCACUCAGCUUAACUCAUCUCAAAACCCCAUGCAAUGUCCGUCAAUCCUCACCACACACUGUUCACCUCAGUGCAUCAAAUCCACAAACAUCCAUGUCACUAAGAGCACAACUAACUCUCUUCAUGACAAAAGCCUGAGGUAAAAUUCACUGGUAGGUUUGCAGGGACAUUGCAUCCUGAUUACAUGAUGUGCAUAAUAGCAUGCAUAGAGUACAUUCUAUUGACUAACACUUUCAUUGUAUCAGAAUCUCUUUUUGAGGAUGUAUCCUGCAUCACAUAUCUGUGGUAUUCUGACGGCCCUAAAUAGAUUUACCACUCAGCUUAACUCAUCUCUAACCCCCAGCAAUGACCGUCAGUCCUCACCACACACUGUCUUCCCACACCUCAGUGCUUCAAAACCACAAACAUCCCAUGUCACUAAGAUUACAACUCACUCUCUUCAUGAGAAAAGACUGAACUAAAAAUAGACUUCUUAGCUGAGUAUAUUUUGAAAAGAGUUGAUAUUGUUGAAAAUAUAAUCCAAAUACGACAAUGUACAUAUUGUAAAUAAGAAUUUUUCACAAACAAUACAAAAUGUUAAUAUGCAUUUGUGCAGGUUGAAGUACUGUACUUUAUUUCAAUUUCAAUAGGGUGCAGCAGUGUACAUGGAAGUCCACAUAACUGCCUUAACAGUAGAGUCGGCAGCAACUUUUAGAAUUGUCAAAAUGUUCAUAUUAUUAAUUAAGAAUCAUUGAAAACUUACUUUCCUGUGAUAGUUAAUGUGUGUAGUCCCAACAAAGACAAUGUGUUGCUGUUAAAAAUCUAUAACAAGGUAAUAUAUACCUUUACUACAUGCGUAUUACACAUCUACAACAUGUUAUAAACCCAUUUCAGCAUCAUGGUGUCACAUGCAUCAAACAGGCCAGGUAGUCAUCAUCACUGGAUCAUUACUACUAACAUCAACUAAGUUAUUAUAAAGUGUACCUUAGUUAACAGGAGGAGCCACAGAAUCACUCAAAAUAAAAUGGGUAGCAGAGUGAUCUCUAUAUGACAAAGACAAUGACUCAUGUUGACUUGUAGUUUUAUAUUGAGUUCCAGGGAGUAGUUGAAUAAGUAUUGGAGAUAACCUAUUUAUUAAAGUAAUCUCUCCUUUGUAAUGUGUUGUCCUCUUUUAGUGUUGAUAGUAUGCCACUUACACCCACCCCCACACAUUGAACAAAUUCACAGAUACUCUGCAGUCUUCUGUAAGCCCAAGAUGAGGCUGUAUCUAUGCUUUGGUCUUCUGGCCUGCUGGCUUUGUGCACACAGGACCCUCCUACCUGCUCUCUGUGUCUCUGUGUCUCUAUGUGGUUUUCAGAAGGAUGUCUAUGUGGUGUCACUGUUGUUCUCACUAUCUUUACUUGUUGUUCAUGUUGCCCCUGACAGCUUACAGCCACAGCAAAACAGUUAUUUAUUCAACUGACUCUAAUAUAUAUUUAUUUAUUUGAAAACAGUUACAAACCACAAAGAACUGCUGAUGAACCCUAUUUGAACUCUCUGAGUUAAUUGUGUCAUGUGUGAUACAGCACCAUCUAUUCUAGAUAUUUUGGCUAAGGGGGAGGGGCCAGUUUAUGAUGAUGUCAUGGGAGAACUUUCAGUACAUUCUCAAUCAAUAUAUUCUGAUAGAUUACUUCCUAUUAGAACAACACUAACCAGAGAUUGAAACAGAAUAUAUCAAAUCUGUCACAUGUAUUAGUUAGGCUGGGGAGUCAUGUCAGCCAUGCACUCUCAGGUGUUAUACAUCAGUUAGUUAAUGUUUCUGUAAAUUAUAUACAGAUAAUGUAAGACUGACUAAAAUGUACUUGUUUCAUUCUGUAGGUGUUUCCCCCACAUAUACUCAUGAUGCUCCACCCCUGUUCACCCUGAUACUGAACAUGACCAACCACAAAAACCACAAACCAACAAGUAGUAAAACCAUCAAGAGAAUUACUUACAAGACCAUUCUACAGCAUCCUGUGUCAACAACUUAAACAACUGAUACCAAUUGACAUGUAAUUCCUCCUUCUCUUGUGUUCUGUACAUGGUAUGCCUUUAUGAAUGUUUGUCCAGAGGGCUUCUGCAGAGUCAACCUACUGUUACCAUGCUAAACCCACCCACUCAACAUGCACUCAGUGAGCUGUUCACAGGUAUCUGAACACUUUGGUCUGUUGUGAGCUCAAGAUGAAGCCAUCUCUACGCUGUGGACAGGCCUGCUGGCCUUGUACACACCCUGUGGUUUUCAGCAGGAUGUCUAUGUGGUGUCAGUCAGUUACUCUUAUUCUUCGUUGUUCACACCCAUCAAAAUAAGCAACACAGACCACUGCCAUGCAGACCCACACAAUAUCUUAUCACUUACAAGUUCAUAGUUUUAAUUAAUUAUUGAAUUGCAAUCAUUAGUUUACAGUGUAGAGUAGAAGGUGUAUCCAGGCUACAGCCAAGAGCCCUACCCACCCAGGUAAACCCCUGACCCUUACUAAACUAUCAGGUGUUACAUUUCAGUUAAUAAUGGAUAUUUAUGUGAAUGAGACUGACAUACAAUAGACUUGUUUAAUCCUGUAGGUAUUUCCUCCAUAUUCACUAAUUAUGCUCUCUACCCCUGUCCACCUCUAUGCAGAACAGACCUCCUACUCAUCUGGAGUAUUGCAACUGUUACGAAUUCCCUGCCGGUGACUCUUAGCACACCAUCUCUUUCUCACAGCCCUCCCUCAGGGACAAACUCUGUAACUUUCUAAUUCCUGCAGUAGGCUCCCUUCGCCUCUUACUAGGGGUCAUGGUUACCAGGAGCCUUAACACACCGUGGGGUCAGCCAAUCACAAGCAGUCAUCUUGGGUCCCAGAUCCCAAAUUCCUGCCUCCUCCUCUCAGUUUCCUUCAAGCCGUCACAGAAAGAGCAGCAAGCUCAUCUCUGUUCUUCACAACAGCUGGACUCACUCAUAUAUCUUUGGACAUGUGUGACUGUGUGCGUGAACGAAGUGAGUUGUGGGACAUGUUUACAUUGUUCUUAAUAGUUAGAUAUUGUUGCAUUAUGUAUGCUGCCUCUGUACAGCUUGUAACCUGUAAACAUGUUCAGGGAUUAUAUGCCAUUUAUACAUUCCUGUAUUAUGGUUAUUAAACCUCUUGUGAUAUCGUAUGUACAGUUUCAUUGCCUUUCAUUUCCUUCUACAGAACCUCUACAUUUCCCACUUUCCAUCCCCAUGUACAUUUCCUGGUCACAGACCAGUAAACAUUUAGAGCCAGGUUGCUCUUUUUCAGUAGCUGUUGAAUGUCCUGGUCAAAAUUAUAUUUGUUUUCUUUCAAAGACGUAGGGUAUAACUGUAUCAAAGAAGACACAGUGGGUUGUGUGUGGCUGUCCAUGUGGGUGUUUGAGUGGGAAAGAGACAGAGGCGAACCAAUCAGUAAAAAAGCACAGCCCCCUUCAUUAUCGACGCAUCGUGCCGACAACAUCAAAACAGCCUCCAGACUCUGAAGUCAGGAGGUUUUCUAGUUAGGUGUCAAAAGGAGGUAGUCUAGCAUGAGCAUUGGCUUUUGCGAGCCGGAACGGCUCAUAGGAGCAGCAGCCUAUAUCCUGUUUCUGUAGCGUGAGGCAGCUUGAUGUACAGUACACCUCCUGGAGAUGACUCUAGUCUAUCACAGGGCCUUACCCCCAAUCUAUCUCCAUAAUGCUGAUGUUGAUAUGGAAUGUCGUUGGAGGGAAUAGCGGCCAUUAUACGGGCUCCUGACCAAUUGUGCUAUUUUGUGUAUUUUUUGGAGCUGAUCUUAACUUUUUUAGCAUAUUUUGUUUCCGCCAUCGUUUCCUACAGUAUGACGAAAAAAGCUUCUGGACAUCAGAACAGCUAUCACUAACCUCAAUUUGGAUGAGGACUUCUACUUCAAUGAAUCAGAUGCGAUACCAUGUUGAUUAUCCAGGACCAGGCCCAAAUCCUGACACUUGAAGAAGGAUGAGACGUCGCUAUAGAGGCUGGCAUGUGGGAUACCUAGCGAGACUACGUCAGCGAGUGGAUAAACCGCCUCUACCCUCCGUUCUAUUGGCAAACGUGCAAUCACUGGAGAAUAAACUGGAUGAGCUCCGAUCGAGACUAGCCUAUCAACGUGAUCUUAAGAACUGUAAUAUCCUUUGUUUCUCUGAGUCAUGGCUGAACAAGGACAUGGUAAAUAAAAAUCUAGCAGUUUUUUCUAUACAUCGACAGGACAGAACAGUGCUGAAAGAGAGCAAACCGGCUCUACGUAUUUUACUGGUUUGUGACCCACUGACACCGCCCCCAGUUAGAGGGGAAUAAGGCAGUCCAAGAGUUGACACAUACAGUAACUUUAUUUACACACACUGGAGAUGAUGAAUAUGGGGAUGCAUAUGGGAAUAUACAUGGGGAUGAAAAGUGGGAAAGGUAGUGGAAUGGAAGUGGUUCUGAAACAGGAGAAACAGAGGUAAAGUAUUCACUGUACACAAUACUAUCUCAUAGCACAAGUAGAAACAAGGGAAGGACUGUAUGAAAAUGUAUAUGCUACCUACACAUUACAAUGCAGCUAUACACAAAGGCAGCAUACAACAAUAGUAACAACUAAUUAUGAAGAACAAUUUACAAAUAUCACAUAACUCACUUUGCACACGCACCCCAUCCCACAAGCCCAGAAAUAUGUUAUUGAGUCCAGUUGUUGAUGGACAGAGACAGAGAUGUUGCUCUCUGCCACUGCUUGAGGGAGACUGCAAGUGUUGUGUGACCUGCAUAGUCAAGAGGAUGGGCCUCCUAGUAAACUCCCCAGCAACCUAUCAGGGCACAGGUCAAAUAGGUCAGAGAGAAUUUGAGAGGCAUGUUUAUGGUACCCCCUAGACUCUCAGGCUCCGGUUGUUGGGGGAAGGGGAGUGGUGUGUGCAGCUUAAGGUUGUGAGGUGAGGAUAACAGACACCAGCAUGGGAAUUCGUAACAGGUGGGGUCGGGGAAGCUCGGGGGAGAGGAUGUGUGUCUCUUCGUUAACAACAGCUGGUGCGCAAUCUCUAAUGUUAAGGAAGUAUCGAGGUUCUGUUCACCUGAGUUAGAAUACCCCAUGAUAAGCAGUAGACCAUACUAUUUACCAAUAGAGGUUUCAUCUAUAUUUUUUGUAACUGUCUAUUGACAACCACAAACCAAUUUUGGCACUAAAACCGCACUCAACGAGCUGUAAAGGGCCAUAAGCAAACAAGAAAAUGCUCACCCAGAGGCAACGCUCCUAGUGGCAGGUGACUUUAAUGUAGGAAAACUGAAAUCCGUUUCACCUCAUUUCUGUCAGCAUGUCACCUAUGCAAUUAGAGGCAAAAAAACUCUAGAUCACCUUUACUCCACACACAGAGACACAUACAAAGCUCUCCCUCGCACGCUAUUUGGCAAAUAUGACCAUAACUGUAUCCUCCUGAUUCCUGAUUACAAGCAAAAAGUACCAGUGACAUGUUCAAUACGGAAGUGGUCCGAUGAAGCGGAUGCUAAGCUACAGGACUGCUUCGCUAGCACAGACUGGAAUAUGUUUACAACAUCAGUCACGGGCUUCAUUAACAAGUGCAUCGAGGAUGACGUCCCCACUGUGACCGUAAGUGCGUAUCCUAACCAGAAGCCAUGGAUUACAGGCAACAUCCACAAUGAGCUAAAUGCUAAACCUGCCACUUUCAUGGAGAGGGACAUUAUUCCGGACGCUUACAAUAAAUGCUACUUCGACCUUCGACCAAACAUCAAACAAGCAAAGCGUCAAUACAGGACCAAGAUCCCUGACCCAGUUUGUAAUACCUACAUGUUUCAAGCAGACCACCAUAGUCCCUGUGCUCAAGAACGGCAAGGUAACCUGUCUAAAUGACUAUCGACACUAAACACUCACAUCUGUAGCCAUAAAAUGCUUUGAAAGGCUGGUCAUGGCUCACAUCAACACCAUCAUCCCAGACACCCUGGACCCACUCCUAUUCGCAUACUGCCCCAACAGAUCCACAGAAGCUCAUCACUAAGGACAUCUGGGGCCAAGCUGGGGCCGAGCUCCCAGCAAUCCAGGCCCUCUAUACCAGGCAGUGUCAGAGGAAUUUAUUUUUUAAUUUUAUUUCACCUUUAUUUAACCAGGUAAGCCAGUUGAGAACAAGUUCUCAUUUACAACUGCGACCUGGCCAAGAUAAAGCAAAGCAGUGCGAUAAAAACAACAACACAGAGUUACAUAUGGGGUAAAACAAAACAUAAAGUCAAAAAUACAACAGAAUAUAUAUAUACAGUGUGUGCAAAUGUAGCAAGUUAUGGAGGUAAGGCAAUAAAUAGGCUAUUGUGCAAAAUAAUUACAAUUAGUAUUUACACUGGAAUGAUAGAUGUGCAAGAGAUGAUGUGCAAAUAGAGAUACUGGGGUGCAAAUGAGCAAAAUAAAUAACAAUAUAGGGAUGAGGUAGUUGGGCGGGCUAAUUUCAGAUGGGCUGUGUACAGGUGCAGUGAUCGGUAAGGUGCUCUGAACACUGAUGCUUAAAAUUAGUGAGGGAGAUAAGUGUCUCCAGCUUCAGAGAUUUUUGCAAUUUGUUCCAGUCAUUGGCAGCAGAGAACUGGAAGGAAUGGCGGCCAAAGGAGGUGUUGGCUUUGGGGAUGACCAGUGAGAUAUACCUGCUGGAGCGCAUACUACGGGUGGGUGUUGUUAUGGUGACCAAUGAGCUAAGAUAAGGUGGGGAUUUGCCUAGCAGUGAUUUAUAGAUGGCCUGGAGCCAGUGGGUUUGGCGACGAAUAUGUAGUGAGGGCCAGCCAACGAGAGCAUACAGGUCACAGUGGUGGGUAGUAUAUGGGGCUUUGGAGACAAAACGGAUGGCGCUGUGAUAGACUACAUCCAAUUUGCUGAGUAGUGUGUUGGAGGCUAUUUUGUAAAUGACAUCGCCGAAGUCAAGGAUCGGUAGGAUAGUCAGUUUUACGAGGGCAUGUUUGGCAGCAUGAGUGAAGGAGGCUUUGUUGCGAAAUAGGAAACCAAUUCUAGAUUUAACUUUGGAUUGGAGAUUCUUUAUGUGAGUCUGGAAGGAGAGUUUACAGUCUAACCAGACACCUAGGUAUUUGUAGUUGUCCACAUACUCUAGGUCAGACCUGUCGAGAGUAGUGAUUCUAGUCGGGUGGGCGGGUGCAAGCAGCGUUCGAUUGAAGAGCAUGCAUUUAGUUUUACUAGAGCAGUUGGAGGCUACUGAAGGAGUGUUGUAUGGCAUUGAAGCUCGUUUGGAGGUUUGUUAGGAAGACCCUCCCAAGUCAUACUGUUCUCUCUGCUACCGCACGGCAAGUGGUAACGAUGCACCAAGUCUGGAACCAACAGCACCCUGAACAGCUUCGACCUCCAAGCAAUAGGACUGCUAAAUAGUUAGUUAAACAGUCAAAUCAAAUGAAAUCACAUUUUAUUGGUCACAUACACGUUUAGCAGAUGUUAUUGUGAGUGUAGCGAAAUGCUUCUGUUUCUAGCUCCAACAGUGAAGUAAUAUCUAACAAUUCACGACAAUACACAAAAUACACACAAUCUAAAAGUAAAAGAAUGGAAUUAAGAAAUAUAUAAAUAUUAGGACGAGCAAUGUCGGAGGGGCAUAGACUAAAAUACACUAGAAUAGAAUACAGUAUAUACAUAUGAGAUGAGUAAAGCAAAAAUGACUAGUGUUCCAUUAUUAAAGUGGCCAGUGAUUUAUAGUCUACAUAUAUAGAGCAGCAGCUUCUAAGGUGCAGGGUUACGUAACCGGGUGGAAGCCGCCUAGUGAUGGCUAUUUAACAAUCUGAUGGACUUGAGAUAUAAGCAGUUUUUCAGUGUCUCGGUCCCAGCUUUGAUGCACCUGUACUGACCUUGCCUUCUGGAUGAUAGCGGGGUUAACAGGCAGUGGCUCGGGUGGUUGUUGUCCUUGAUUAUCUUUUUGGCCUUCCUGUGACAUCGGGUGCUGUAUGUGUCCUGGAGGGCAGGUAGUUGGCCCCCGUGAUGCGUUUGGCAGACCGCACUACCCUCUGGAGAGCCCUGUGGUUGCCGGUGGUGCAGUAUUCCUUUUGUCCAGAUGGGAUAGGGUAGUGUGCAAUGUGAUGACGAUUGCAUCAUCUGUAAGCAAAUUUAAGUGGAUCUAGGGUGUCAGGUAAGGUAUAGGUGAUAUGAUCCUUAACUAGCCUCUCAAAGCACUUCAUGAUGACAGAAGUGAGUGCUAAGGGGCGAUAGUCAUUUAGUUCAGUUACCUUUGCUUUCUUGGGUACAGGAACGAUUGUGGACAUCUUGAAGCAAGUGGGGACAGCAGACUGGGAUAGGGAGAGAUUGAAUACGUCCGUAAAGUUGGUCUGUAUUUAUUCCUCGUGUUAUACAUUUUCUAUAAUUACUAUUUUUCUCUCUCUGCAUUGUUGGCAAGGGCCCGUAAGUAAGCAUUUCACUUUAAGUUUGCUAAGCAUGUGACAAGUGAGUUUGACUUUGAUUUAAUUAGCCAAGCACAGACGCAUCAGGUCUUAUUUUUACAGUCUUUGGAAUAAGUUAGGUGUCAGCCAGACUAAAACUGUAUUAUAGAUUAAUUUAAACUCUGAGUUGGCCUGGGUUGGGAUGGGCUCAGUAUCAGAGGCACAAGAGAGCAGAAUAGGAUCAUUCACUGUUUGUCCAAACAUCAAAAGAGAACUGGUCUUUAAUAAAAGUUUCAUUUCCCAAAUAAAUAACCAGCUGUAUCAAGCUACUAUUUGAAUGUCUUGAUACAAUAACUCUGACUUGCUUUACAAUGUCUUCUUUAAAGUUUUUUUUCUGCUCAAACUGUGGUAAACCAGACGACAUAUUUGCUAGAAAGUACUUUUUAGUCCUGUUCAGACAGCCAAUACAAUCUCUUGUUUCAGUGUUCCCUCCUACACUGUAUAAAGGCUAUGUAAAGUGUCAUUAUAUAAAAGGUGCCCCGUUGUCAGACCCUUAUUCUGUACAGUACAGAAAGGAUUGACGUUUCAAUGAUGAUCAGACAUUGGGCAAUCUUUUUGUUUUAUGCCAACUCCGGUAAGAAAUUACAAUGUAGCUCCUUUAAAACAAUCUACAUAUCAUUGGCUUUUAUAAUGCAUUUGAAUUAUGUUGUAGCAAGUAUUUUAGAUGUUGUUCAGUCUUUAUCUUGAUCUUUGAUCAAUAUUGUUUGUUUGCUUUGACAGUUUGUGCAUUAACCAAGGACAUUGUUCAACCAAACCCAGUGAUGGUUACUCACCGGGGAGCUAGUGUGAACAUCCCUUGCUUUUGGCCAACUGAUGUGAAUACCAAUGUUGCUUGGUUCAAGCAGACUUUUGGACAGAAACCCCUUCUCAUGACAUCGACACUUUCCAGUGGACAAUAUUUUUAUUUCAACAACUUUACCAAGGAUUUCACUGAGACUAAACAUCUGAGUGUGAAGAGAGGAGUUGACAGCUUUAACCUGACCAUCUCCAAGACAGAGCCAGGGGACUCUGCUACUUACUACUGUGGUGCUAUGAAAGUGGGCAAAGUCAAAUUUGGAGAAGGAACUGUUUUGAUUGUCAAAGGUAACUAAACUUCCUUCCCUAAUUUUGGAUUUUCAAUUUUGCACCAUCAAAUUAGAAAUGUACUUGGCGCUAAAUGAAAAUACCAGGCCAAUACCAUUUACACACCAUGAUCUUACUCCGUCUCUCUCUUCAGGUUCAGAGUCCAACAGCAUGUAUGUGCUACAGCAGCCUGUGUCUGAGUCGGUCCAGCCAGGUGACUCUGUGACUCUGAACUGUACAAUACACACUGAGACCUGUGCAGGAGAACACAGUGUCUAUUGGUUCAGACAUGGUUCAGGAGAAUCCCAUCCAGGAAUCAUUUACACCCAUGGAGACAGGAGUGAUCAAUGUGAGAACAGCCCUGAGGCUGGGUCUCCUACACAGAGCUGUGUCUACAACCUCCCCAAGAGGAACCUCAGCCUCUCUGAUGCUGGGACUUACUACUGUGCUGUGGCCUCAUGUGGGGAGAUACUGUUUGGGAACGGGACCAAGCUGGACAUUGACCGUAAGUAAUAUUUCUGACAUUUCUGAAAAUAUCUAACACUCUUUCACAUUGCUGUGAAUAGAUUGUAUGCCUGGUUGAGCAAAAUGUCCUGAAUUUCCUCUAUCACUGUCUGUAUUUCUACAGAUGGUUGUAAGGAGGACCAUGUUCUCUUGGUGUACUGUCUGGGUGUAGUGUUGGCUCUUUGUGUCAUCCUCAUCAUUGUCCUUGGUUGUGUUUUGUAUAAGAUGACCAAGAAAACCUCUCUGCUGUGUAGAGGUAAGUGUUAUCAUUGCCCACAAUAUAUGCUUAAGCUGUUGAUGCAGGAUACAUUACGUUUAAUCAUGAAACUGGGUUAAUUCAUUGUAUGAUGAUGAUUCCACCAUGUGUUUGUCUAAAAGGAACGCACGCUCAGUCAAGUGGUCCGGCAGUCCCCGGUUCUCACAAUCAGGUAUGCAGACCAUGAAGUACAUUCUUUUUUGUAUGAGUUUGAUGAACUGUAAACAUAUCCUUCUAUCAAUGUAUCUGGUCAUUUCCUGAUGCCUUUGGAAUUGUUUUGCUAUUCCUUUUAGGAUAAAGAAGAUGAUGACACACUCACGUCGGUCCAUUACGCUGCUCUGAAUGUCAUCCACAAGAAGCCAAAGACCCAGAGACAGAGGAGUGCCAUGGGGAGAGACACUGUGUAUUCUGGGGUGAGGUGCCAAAACAUGGACUGAAACAUAGAUUUACCUCCUUUAAGACUUGCAUUGCUUUUGUGUUUUCUACACUAUAUGUAUAACUAUGGCUUUUUCAUUGUGUGUUACAAUUACUUGUAUUCUGUCAACCUCCUUUUAACAUUGAUACUGGAAGUGCAUUUUAGAUCCAAUAAAACAUUCAACUGCUUUCAUAUAGAGGUAUUGUUUGGUUUGCAUUAAUAUUUUUCUCUGUCCUUAAAUUUCACCCACAGAUUCAGUAUGCAAUAACCAUACUGGGCUUAUGCUCAAUGUAACAAAGGUAUGUUUGGCUGGAUAAUGCACUGUAAAUAUGCAUCUAUUGACUGGUGAUUUAGUUUGUCUCAAACUCUUUUUUAGCCGUAUAUUGAAAACAUCUCUGUGGUGUUCUGAAUGCCCUAAAUAGAUUUAACUCUCAGCUAAACUCAUCUCUAACCCCCAGCAAUGACCUACAGUCCUCACCAUGCGCUCUCUACAAACACCUGCAUCUAAACCACAAACAACCAUGUCACUAAGAGCACAACUCACUCUCUUCAUGAGGAAAGCCUGAACUAAAAAUAAACAGCUUAGGUGAAUAUACUUUGAACAGUAUAUUGUUGAGAGACUGAUUUCAAAUAUGACAAUGUACACAUUGUGAUUUAGCAGUUUUCAGAAACUAUUGACAAAAUGUGAACGUAUAAGUCCACCUUGCAGGACUGCAAUCCAUUUAUCUUUCAAUAGUGAGCAGUAGUCUAUAUGGAAGUCCCUGUGACUGCUUCACCAGUAGAGUCGAAGCAACUUUUAGAAGUUGUGAAAAUGUUCAAAUUGUUGAAUCGUUGAAAACGUACUUUCCUAAGAUAGUUUGUGUGUAGCCGAAAUAGUUGUCAAACAAGUUCCCAACAAACACAAUGUGUGGCUGUUAAGAAUCUAUAACAAGGUAAUAUAGUUAAUACAGGCUUAUUACACAUCUAUAACAUGUUAUAAACCCAUUUCAGCAUCAUAGCGUUGCAUGCAUCAAACAGGCCAGGCAUUCUACAUCACUAGAUCAUUACAGCUAUCAUCAACUAAGUUAUUAUAAAGUGUAGCUUAGUUACCAGGAGGAGCCACACAAUCACUCAAAUUAAAACUGGUAGCAGAGUAAUCUCUAUAUGACGAAUACAAUGACUCAUGUAUUUACUUGUAUUAUUUUGUUUUUAUUGAGUUCCAGAGAGCAGUUGCAUAAGUAAGGCCCACAACCUUUUUAAUCACAUAAUCUCUCCUUUGUAAUGUGUUGUCUUCUUUUAGUUAAAUUGAUAGCAUGCCACUCACACCCACCCCCACACAUUGACAAGUUCACAGAUACUCUGCAGUCUCCUGUAAGCCCAAGACAAGGCCGUAUCUACGCUUUGGUCAGGUGGCCUGCUGACUUUGUACACAAGGGACACUCCUACCUGCUCUCUGUGUCUCUGUGUCUCUAUGUGGUUUUCAGCAGGAUGUAUAUGUGGUGUCACUGUUGUUCUCACUAUCUUUACUUGUUGUUCAUGUUGCACCUGACAGAUUACAGCCACAGCAAAACAGUUAUUUAUUAAACUGACUCUAAUAUAUAUUUAGUUACCUGAAAUCAGUUUCAAACCACAAAGAACUGCUGAUGAACCCUAUUUGAACUCUCUGAGUUAACUGUGUCAUGUUUGAUACAGCACCAUAUAUUAUAGAUCUAUGGGCUCAGUGGGAGGGGCCAGUUUAUGAUGAUGUCAUGGGAGAACUUUCAGUACAUUCUCAAUCAGACAAGUGCAGCACAAAAACUACUGCAGAGAGAAACACAGAGUGGAUCAAAUGUGUCUUGUAUUGGUUGGCUUGUUGACUGGUGUCCAAUCAGACAUGCACUCUCAGGUGUUACACAUCAGUCAGUGCAUGUUUCUGUGAAUAAUAUACAGGUAAUGAGACUGACAUACAAUAGACUUGUUUCAUUCUGUUGGUGUUUUCCAGUAUGCACUCUGCUCCACCCCCGUUUCACCCUUAUACUGUACAUGACAAGACAUGUUCUAGACACAAAAUACCUCCUAUGGGUCAUCUGGAGUAUUGUAACUGUUGAAUUAUCAGCUGGACAAAAUAAAACAUUUUUCCUUUUAAAAACUUAAGGUACACUUGCAUCAAAUAAUACAUGUAUUACAAAGACAAAGUAUUACAGAGACAUAAUACACUUAUAAGGGACAUGCCCAGUGCAGUGGCACAACUGAGGUAAAUUAGAGGAUAUGGACUGACAUAUAAAAAAGGGCAACAAUAUAGCUAUGCUAUGUUUAAAAGGACAUCAGUAACCAACAAAGGUCUGACAUUUAUAGGCCAUGCUAUUGCCACAACUAAUAAUACUACAUUAUUUAAUGUUGGAUGCCUAAGAUGAAAACCAAGAGCCAAAAAUGCAGGUUGUAUGCUGUGGGGGAGAAACUUACAACAUUAUGGAUUAAUUUAACCUCUGGGCUAGGCUGGGUUGGGCUCAGUAUCAGAGGCACUAGAGAGGGGAAUAUGAUCCUUUGCUGUUUGUCCAAACAUCAAAAGAGAGCUGGUCUUAAUAAGUUUAAUUUCUCAAAUAAAAAAGCGGUGUAUCAAGCCACAAUUUAAUCGGCUUGAUCUUAUAACUCUGACUUGAUUGUCUUCUUUAAAAGUCUGUUCGUGCUGCUCAAACUACUGUAAACAGCUAGACUGUAGCUUUUAUUCUUGUUCAGACAGCCAAUAGAGUCUCUCAGUUCAGUGUUCCCUCCUACUGUAUAACGGCUACAUAUAAGUUUCAUCAGAAAAGAGGGGCCCUUUGUCAGACCCUCACACUAUACAGUGCAGAAAGGAUUGACAUUACAAUGAAGAUCAGACAUUGGACAAUGCUUUUGUUUUAUGCCAACUUCGGUAAGUAAGAAUUCAAAAUGUGGCUCGAUUUAAAUUGCAUUUAGUAUGAAUAUGAAAAGUAUAAUGAGAUAUACUGUCUCUAUAAUGGGUAUAAAUUAAUUUUGAUUCGUUUUAUGUUUAUCUUUUACAGUUUGUGCAUUGACUAUGGACAUUGUUCAACCAGACCCUGGGAUUUGUACUGAGAUGAGAGGUACUGUGUCUCUCCCUUUUUUUGUCCAUUAAAAUAACAUCAAAUUGAUCACAAAUACAGUGUAGACAUUGUUAAUGUUGUAAAUGGCUAUUGUAGCUGGAAACGGCAGAUUUUUUUAUGGAUUAUCUGCAUAGGCGUACAGAGGCCCAUUAUCAGCAACCAUCAGUCCUGUGUUCCAAUGGCACAUUGUGUUUGCUAAUUCAAGUUUAUCAUUUUAAAAGUCUAAUUGAUCAUUAGAAAACCCUUUUGCAAUUGUGUUAGCACAGCUGAAAACUCUUGUGCUGAUUAAAUAAGCAAUAAAACUGGCCUUCUUGAGACUAGUUGAGUAUCUGGAGCAUCAGCAAUUGUGGGUUCGAUUACAGGCUCAAAAUGUCCAGAAACAAAUAACUUUCUUCUGAAACUCGUCAGUCUAUUCUUGUUCUGAGAAAUGAGGGCUAUUCCAUGUGAGAAAUUGCCAAGAAACGGAAGAUCUCGUACAACGCUGUGUACUACUCCCUUCACAGAACAGCGCAAACUGGCUCUAACCAGAAUAGAAAGAGGAGUGGGAGGCCCCGGUGCACAACUGAGCAAGAGGACAAAUACAUUAGAGUGUCUAGUUUGAGAAACAGGCGCCUCACAGGUCCUCAACUGGCAGCUUCAUUAAAUAGUACCCGCAAAACACCAGUCUCAACGUCAACAGUGAAGAAGCGACUCCAGGAUGCUGACCUUCUUGGCAGAGUUGAUAAGAAAAAGCCAUAUCUCAGACAGACCAUCUUAAUCUUUUAUUUUUAUUGGCCAGUCUGAGGCUAAUUGAUCAUUAGUAGACUUUUGAACGGUAGUGUACUACUGUGGUGCUGUGUUAGUGGGCAAAAUCAAAUUUGGAGAAGAACUGUUUUAAUUGUCAAAGGUAAAUUAACUUCCUUCCCUAAUUUUGGAUUUUCAUUUUGCAGCAUACAAUUCAAAAUAAACUUUACAAUGUAAAUAAACAUAGCAGGAAAAUACAAUUUACAAACCAUAAUCUUACGCUGUCAAUCUCUUCAGAUUCAGUCCAACAACAUGUCUGUGCUCCAGCAGACUGUGUCGGAGUCAGUCCAGCCAGGACACUCUGUGACUGAACUGUAUAAUACACACUGA
Coregonus sp. 'balchen' is the source of this 21037-nucleotide messenger RNA. Lineage: Eukaryota; Metazoa; Chordata; Actinopteri; Salmoniformes; Salmonidae. The record is from the annotation of a GenBank genome assembly.